AUGGCCUUGCUCCUGGUCUCUUGGGUGGCACUCCUGAGCUUGGCAUCUGGAUGUCAGCAUCGCCUGUGUCAGUGCACUAACAGAGUUUUCCUCUGCCAAGACAGCAAGGUGACAGAGAUUCCCCCCGACCUCCCCCGAAAUGCAGUCGAACUGAGGUUUGUCCUUACCAAGCUUCAAGUAAUACCAAAAGGAGCAUUUUCAGGAUUUGGGGACCUGGAGAAAAUAGAGAUUUCUCAGAAUGAUUGUUUGGAAGUGAUAGAGGCAGGUGUGUUCUCCAACCUACCCAAGUUACAUGAAAUUAGAAUUGAAAAGGCCAACAACCUGCUGUACAUCAACCCUGAGGCUUUCCAGAACCUUCCCAACCUCCGAUAUCUGUUAAUAUCCAACACAGGUAUUAAGCAUUUGCCAGCUGUUCAUAAGAUUCAAUCUCUCCAAAAGGUUUUACUAGACAUUCAAGAUAACAUAAACAUUCACAUGAUUGAAAGAAAUUCUUUCAUGGGACUGAGUUUCGAAAGUGUAAUUCUAUGGUUGAAUAAGAACGGGAUUCAAGAAAUACACAACUAUGCAUUCAAUGGAACCCAGCUAGAUGAACUGAAUCUAAGUGAUAACAAUAAUCUGGAAGAACUGCCUAACGAUGUUUUCCAGGGAGCCUCCGGACCAGUCAUACUAGAUGUCUCAAGAACAAGGAUCCAUUCCCUGCCUAGCCAUGGCUUAGAAAAGCUUAAGAAGCUGAGGGCCAGGUCAACUUACAACUUAAAAAAGCUUCCAAGCCUGGAAAAGUUUGUUGCCCUCCUGGAGGCAAGCCUCACCUACCCUAGCCACUGCUGUGCUUUUGCAAACUGGAGACGGCAAAUCUCUGAGUUUCAUCCAAUUUGCAAUAAAUCAAUUUUAAGGCAAGAUGAUGAUAUGACUCAGGCUAGGGGUCCAAGAAUGUCUUUAACAGAUGAUGAUGAAACCGGUUAUGGCAGAGGAUUUGACUUGAUGUACAGUGAAUUUGACUAUGACUUGUGCAAUGAAGUGGUUGAUGUGGCCUGCUCCCCUAAGCCAGAUGCAUUCAACCCUUGUGAAGAUAUCAUGGGAUACACCAUCCUCCGAGUCUUGAUAUGGUUUAUCAGUAUCCUGGCCAUCACUGGGAACAUCACAGUGCUGGUGAUCCUGACUACAAGCCAAUAUAAACUCACAGUGCCCCGUUUCCUUAUGUGCAACUUGGCCUUUGCUGACCUCUGUAUUGGAAUCUACCUGCUGCUCAUCGCAUCCGUCGACAUCCACACCAAGAGUCAAUACCACAACUAUGCCAUUGACUGGCAAACCGGAGCUGGCUGUGCUACUGCUGGCUUCUUCACGGUCUUUGCCAGUGAGCUCUCGGUCUACACUCUGACAGCCAUCACUCUGGAAAGGUGGCACACGAUUACCCACGCCAUGCAGCUGGAGUGCAAGGUGCAGCUCCGCCAUGCCACCACUGUCAUGGUGCUGGGAUGGGUCUUUGCUUUUGCAGCGGCUCUCUUCCCCAUCUUUGGCAUCAGCAGUUACAUGAAGGUGAGCAUCUGCCUGCCCAUGGACAUUGACAGCCCUCUGUCACAGCUGUAUGUGAUGGCGCUCCUUGUGCUUAACGUCCUGGCCUUCAUGGUCAUCUGCGGCUGCUAUACCCACAUCUACCUUACCGUGAGGAAUCCUAACAUUGUGUCCUCUUCUAGUGACACGAAGAUUGCCAAGCGCAUGGCCACACUCAUCUUCACUGACUUCCUCUGCAUGGCACCCAUUUCUUUCUUUGCCAUUUCUGCAUCCCUCAAGGUACCACUCAUCACUGUGUCCAAGGCAAAAAUCCUCCUGGUCCUGUUUUACCCCAUCAAUUCCUGUGCCAACCCUUUUCUCUAUGCCAUCUUUACCAAAAACUUCCGCAGGGAUUUCUUUAUUCUGCUGAGUAAGUUCGGCUGUUAUGAAAUGCAAGCCCAAAUUUAUAGAACAGAAACCUCAUCCAUGGCCCACAACUCCCAUCCAAGAAAUGGUCUCUGCUCUUCAGCAACCAGAGUCACCAACAGUUCCAACUACAUACUUGUCCCUCUAAAACAUUCAGCCCACAACUAA
Molecule: messenger RNA, 2085 nt
Organism: Dipodomys spectabilis (banner-tailed kangaroo rat)
Lineage: Eukaryota; Metazoa; Chordata; Mammalia; Rodentia; Heteromyidae
Gene: Fshr
Product: follicle stimulating hormone receptor
Exons: 10
Coding region: 1-2085 (694 amino acids)
Biological process (GO): male gonad development; follicle-stimulating hormone signaling pathway
Cellular component (GO): membrane
Molecular function (GO): follicle-stimulating hormone receptor activity; protein binding; G protein-coupled receptor activity
Source: RefSeq, a predicted model, not a curated record